CACACUGAAACCAUAGACUUAAAAACGCCGUUAGAAAGUAGAAACGGCGUUUCUGUGAACUGGAAGAGCUUGUUUAUGCCGGACAAGUUUGCCAAUUGGGAUCCUUGAAAUUCAGUUGAACUCAAAUCUGAAAGUGAAAGUGAGAUUGAGAUUGAGUGAGAAACGAUGAGCUCAACGCCAGGAACGCACUCGCUGGCCUUUAGAGUGAUGAGGCUAUGCAGGCCAUCUUUACACGUGGAACCUCCACUUCGUUUGGACCCCGCCGAUCUCUUCGUCGGCGAGGACAUUUUCGACGAUCCAAUCGCCGCCUUCAAUCUCCCUCCUCUCUUAUCUAGCCACGUGGACUCCACCAACAACUCCUCCGAUCUCAGCUACCGCUCCAGAUUCCUCCUCCACGACCCUUCCGAUUCUAUUGGCCUCUCCGGCCUCCUGGUCCUCCCCCAAGCCUUCGGGGCGAUUUAUUUGGGAGAGACAUUCUGCAGCUAUAUUAGUAUUAACAACAGUUCAACAUUUGAAGUUAGAGACGUUAUUAUUAAGGCAGAAAUUCAAACGGACAGGCAGAGGAUUCUCCUCUUGGAUACAUCAAAAUCACCUGUUGAAUCAAUACGUGCAGGAGGACGAUAUGAUUUCAUUGUAGAACAUGAUGUCAAAGAACUUGGACCUCACACGCUGGUGUGCACCGCAUUGUAUGGUGAUGGGGAUGGAGAGCGAAAAUAUCUUCCACAAUUUUUCAAGUUCAUUGUUGCAAAUCCACUUUCUGUUCGGACGAAGGUCCGCAUUGUUAAGGAAAUGACAUAUUUGGAGGCUUGCAUUGAAAAUCAUACGAAAUCAAACCUUUACAUGGACCAAGUUGAGUUUGAGCCAGCUCAGCAUUGGAGUGCAACAAUGCUGAAAGCUGAUGAACCUGAUUCCAACAAUAAUUCUCAAAGUAGAGAGGUAUUUAAGCCACCAGUGCUGAUCAGAUCUGGUGGAGGAAUUCACAACUAUCUUUAUCGGUUAAGAAUGAUUUCCAAUGACUCUACACCUGUGAAAGUUCAAGGAAGUAAUGUUCUCGGAAAAUUUCAAAUAACAUGGCGUACAAAUUUGGGCGAACCUGGUCGCCUACAGACACAGCAAAUUCUUGGCACUCCUAUCACAAGCAAGGAGAUUGAGUUGAAUGUUGUGGAGAUUCCAUCUGUUGUCAGUGUAGAUAAACCUUUCUCGUUACACUUGAAGCUUUCAAACCAGAUGGAUAGGGAACAAGGCCCCUUUGAGGUUUGGUUGUCACAAAGUGAUUCACAUGAGGAGAAAGUUGUUAUGAUUAAUGGGCUGCAGAUAACGGUCUUACCUCGGCUGGAGGCUUUUGGUUCUGCAGAUUUUCACUUGAAUCUGAUUGCUACUAAACUUGGAGUUCAAAGAAUCACAGGUAUUACCUUGUACGACAAAAUAGAGAAAAAAGCCUAUGACCCAUUGCCUGAUUUGGAGAUAUUCGUGGAUCUCGAUUGAUAUACUGGAUUGUUUCAAUCAGUUGAGUUUGCAUAAGCUGAAUUAACAUCAUUUGUGUUUGGGGGGACUUCUGUCAACUCGGUAAUGUCACAGCGGGCAUCACCAUAAUUCAUCAGAGAGUACUAGUGAAUCAGAUACUGAGCCCCAUAAGGUCCAAUUCAUCUUUAGCUCGUUGAAUGUUGACAGCUAAUAGUCAUCAGCAAGCAUGACAUGAUGCUGUACUUUAACAUGAAGUCCACUCCCACAAGACAGGUUCAUUUCUUUAUGAUAUUCCUUAUGGUUUUGAUUAUUCAAGGAUAAAAUGCGAAGUUCAAAUGUUGCCCCCGUUUGAGAUUAUCAUUUAUACUAGUUGUUUCCGUACAUCUUAGAUGUAAACAAGUUUUGUAAGUUAAUUAGACAAGCUCCAGUGUAUUUUUUAUACUUUGAAGGAAAAAUCCAUGUAUCGCGAGAAUAAUUGUUACAUAAAAUAAUUCUACUGAAUUUUUCAUUAUUUUGUGAACCA
This is a messenger RNA of Pistacia vera, 1987 nucleotides long. Its product is annotated as trafficking protein particle complex subunit 13. Gene Ontology annotation, cellular component: TRAPPIII protein complex. The record is from RefSeq and is a predicted model, not a curated record. Lineage: Eukaryota; Viridiplantae; Streptophyta; Magnoliopsida; Sapindales; Anacardiaceae. The transcript is spliced from 13 exons. Bases 166 to 1485 code for a protein of 439 amino acids.